This is a messenger RNA of Phycodurus eques (leafy seadragon), 2578 nucleotides long. Its product is annotated as dipeptidyl peptidase 4-like. Lineage: Eukaryota; Metazoa; Chordata; Actinopteri; Syngnathiformes; Syngnathidae. Gene Ontology annotation, molecular function: serine-type endopeptidase activity; dipeptidyl-peptidase activity. The record is from RefSeq and is a predicted model, not a curated record. Gene Ontology annotation, biological process: proteolysis. The coding region runs from base 38 to 2293 and encodes 751 amino acids. The transcript is spliced from 25 exons.
UUGACCGUACUUGCUUUUCUUUUAGUUGGCAUUUUCCAUGCGCAUUCACAGGUUUUUGCUCACUCAGGUCUCCAUUGCCAAGGUGGUCCUCGGGGUUCUUGGACUGGUUGGUGUUGUUGUUCUGAUCACAGUACCCACCGUGAUUUAUCUAAAAGAGGACCAGGAUGGAUCCACGGACAGGAAGUUUUUCACAUUGGCGGACGUGUUCAACAGUGACCUCAAACCCAAAUCUUACAGCAUCAGAUGGAUCUCUGAUGACGAGUAUCUGCAGCGUCGAGAAGGCUCCGUCUAUCUCCAUAAUGUGACCACGGGACAGUCCUCCAUGUUCUUAAGUGCAGACACAUUUACCGAAAAAGGCGCUUCUGACUACCAGCUGUCUGCUGACCGCAGAUAUGUGGCACUUCUAAGUAACCGCCGCAUGGUGUGGCGGCAUUCAUUCACAGCGUCGUACUCGCUUUACGAUCGCACUUUGAACAAGUUUGUAGAAGCUAACAAUCUACCUGAAGAAAUCCAAUACUUGGCUUGGGCGCCUGCAGGGAACAAACUGGCCUUUGUUUGGAAAAAUAACGUGUACAUAAAGACCAGCCCAGAUUCAGAGCUCCACCAAGUGACAUUGGACGGCAAGGAGAAUCAGAUUUUAAAUGGAAUUCCUGAUUGGGUGUAUGAAGAGGAGAUGUUCUCAUCCAAUCAGGGCCUGUGGUGGUCCCCAGGAGGAAAAUAUGUGGCCUAUGUCCAGUUCAAUGAUACAGAGGUCCCCAAUGUGGAGUUCUCCUGGUACGGGGAUAGUCAGUAUCCCAGUACUGUUUCUAUCCCUUACCCAAAGGCAGGUUCCCCAAACCCAGUGGUGAAGCUGUUUGUUGUGGACACAGAUAACACAACAAUUAUCACCGAAGUCCUCGUUCCGGAACCCUUCAGCUCACAGGAGCACUACUUGGCCACAGUGACUUGGGGGACGGACCAGCGUCUUGCCAUCCAGUGGCUACAAAGGCUCCAAACCCACCUCAUCCUUCAGAUCUACGACCUCAAGGACCUCACCUGGGUCCCAGUUGAGCGUCUGGACGUGGAAAGCUCCUCUGGUUGGAUUGGACGGUUUUCUCCAUCAGAUCCAUUUUUUUCUGAAGAUAAGAUGAGUUAUUACUUGUUGAUGAGUGACUCCAAAGGCUACAAGCACAUCCAUCACGUGGUCGAGGGCAACGCUACGCCGAUUACCAAAGGAGAAUGGGAAGUUGUUGCCAUUCAGAAAGUAACUGCAGAUAGUGUAUAUUACUCUAGCAACCAAGAGGGUGGAAAACCAGGAGGCAGGAACAUUUAUCGAUGGACCAAGGGGGAGGUCACGUGUCUAACUUGCAAUUUAAGCAGUGACAACUGCCAGUAUAAUUCUGCUUAUUUCAGCCACAAUGCACGAUUCUACCUCAUGAGGUGCAAUGGUCCUGGCAUUCCGUACAGCUCUCUUAUGGAUAACAAGGGAGGCAAAGAGCUUCAACGCUUGGAGGAUAACAGCAAAUUCAGCCAACUGAUAGCCGACAUCCAAAUGCCCACCAUGCGUCGCGGAACUGUCAAGAUUGCUGGUUACAAGCUCUGGUACCAGAUGUUUUUGCCACCAGACUUUGAUGAAUCCAAGAAGUACCCCUUAUUGCUGGAUGUGUAUGCUGGUCCCUGCAGCCAGAAGGUAGACUUUACCUAUAGAGUGAGCUGGUCCACUUACCUGGCCAGCACAGAGAAAAUCAUCGUCGCCAGCUUUGAUGGGAGAGGCAGUGGUUACCAAGGCGACAAGCUAAUGCACGAAAUCUAUAAACGUCUCGGAUCCUAUGAGGUGGAAGAUCAGAUAACAGCAGCCAGGGAAUUCAUCAAAAUGGGAUUUGUGGACAAAGAUAGAGUUGCAAUAUGGGGAUGGUCUUAUGGCGGAUAUGUGGCUUCCAUGGCCUUGGGAUCCGGAAGUGGAGUCUUUAAAUGUGGAAUGGCAGUUGCUCCGGUCUCCAAAUGGGAAUAUUAUGAUUCCAUCUACACCGAACGGUACAUGAUGAAGCCAAUUGACAAUCAAUUAGCCUACACUAACGCAACAGUGACUGCACGGGCCAAAAACUUCCAUGCCGUGCAGUAUCUGCUGGUUCACGGAACAGCUGAUGACAACGUGCAUUUCCAGCAGGCAGCUGAGAUCUCUGAAGCUCUGGUAAAGGAGCAGGUGGACUUUGAAGCAAUGUGGUACACGGACAAGAACCACGGGCUUUCUGGUUCUGCGUAUCAGCACGUCUAUACCCACAUGAGUCACUUCCUACAGAGGUGCUUUGCAUAAAGUUGACUGGAUCAGCACUCCAGAACUCCUGCGGCUCGCACAAAGCAGACUGCACAUCACACGUUUACCUGUUUAAAUGAUGUACUGUCAUUUAAAUGGAGGCCGACAUUGCAGCAUUAAUAGCAAAAAAAAAGUUAAAAACAGCACUCCACAACUAUCUACCCAGUCAAAGAAACAAUAACUAAUUGUGUGACCUUAAAAUCAAUUGGAUGCUACACCAGUUUGUAUUUAUAAUCUCUGAUGUUGCCAUGGUUGCCCAGAUACCCACUUUAGUGGGCUAUAAUA